UCUAGCGUCCCGGAUCCGCUACUCUCAGAGUUGCGUCCAAAUAGUUUUCGGUGUUGGUUUUGGACAUUUUAAGUAAGACUUCAUAAGCAAUUGAAAAGUUUAUUUACUGCAGUUUAAGUAUUCUAAUACGUACACAACAUUUGCAUUAAUUCAAUACUGUAUUUGUUUAGUGCACGAUUGUGGCCCUCGGUGAUUCUUCAGCAUUGUAAUGCGGAAUGUUCCUCUGAGCAAUAAAGUGCAGGACAGUGUUUUCAGUUUCAGUUUCCAAAUAGAAAAUUGUGGCCCUUGGUGAUUACUGCAGCAAGUCAAGGCUGUUAAAUCUGGCAUGGCUUGAAAACUUAAGAAUAGCUGUUUUAUACCAUGGCAACAACCAAAGAACAGGAAAAGCUUGUUUUAGAAUUUUGUGAAAACACAGGUGCUGACAAGGAAUGGGCAUACAGUGUUCUAGCACGCAACAAAUGGAACAUGCCCAGUAGCUACAGAGAAAUUGAACAGAUGCUAAUAAAUUCCAGCAGAGGUCAGCAAACAAGGGAAAUCACUCAGUGUGCAUCUCACCACAAAUCUGAAAGUCCAACAUUAAUUUCUCAAAUAUAUUUUCAACCAUCUUCAGGAGAAAUGCCCAAGAGUAUUGGUCCUGCAGUAGAGUUUGAUCCUCAAGAAGUUCGAGCUCCAGUUUCUACUGCAUGCAGGAGUUCCACUGGCAACUUUCUACAAGGGAUAGAAGGACUGAGAGUUGCAUUACCUCCUGCUCACACACCUGUUGAACGGGUCAUCCCUAUUCGGAUGGAAGGUCGUACAGUUUCGUACCCACAGUCAGUCAGUCAGACAUCAUCACGUUCUCAGCACCACCAUGCAGCAACAUCAGUUCAUCACCCAAUUUAUGAUGAGAAGGUGAUAGCCAUCCAGCCAAGCAAAGAAAAAACAGAGAUUAUAAAUCCAGCUAUUGGCAGUGAAAACAUCCAAACAUUGUCUUCUAAUGUGAAGUCAGGCUCUUCCAGUGAGUCAUAUCCAAAGCUGAAGCGAGGAUUUUCCAACAUUCUUGAAAAUGAGUUUCUAGUUUCUGAUGCUCGGUCUAGUGUUCUGCAUGAUAUCCAAGAGAACAGCCAUGAUCAUAUGUAUAUUCAGUCAUUUGUGCUGCCCAAUAUCACAGACUUUCCUGAAGACUUUCAGGCUUUCCUGGAAAAAGAGCUAAUAGAAACAUCAACUCUUAUAUCCCUAGAACAAGCUGGACGCCUCAACUGGUGGGCUGAAAUUGGUUUGUGUCAACGACUAAUACCACUAGCUACUUCUGGAGAUGGAAAUUGCCUGCUUCAUGCUGCUUCUUUGGCAAUGUGGGGCAUCCAUGACCGACAGCUUAUUCUGAGAAAUGCAUUACAUUCAAUGCUGACCAAGGAACCAUUGUGUCAGAACUUGUACAGACGAUGGCGCUGGCAGCAAGACAUUGUAAACAGGCAGUCAGGGCUGGUGCUCAGUGAAUUAGAAUGGAAGGCAGAGUGGGAUAAUAUUCUACGACUUGCUUCUCCUUCACCGCGUGGUUUGCCAAAUAAUAGUCGAAACAGUGUCAGUAGUUGUUGUGACAGCCCUCUCACACGCAACAUUGUUGAAUCAGAGCCAGUGGUCUAUGAAAGCCUGGAGGAGUUCCACGUCUUUGUAUUGGCUCAUGUGUUACAACGCCCCAUAAUUGUUGUGGCAGAUACUGUUCUGAAAGACAGUAGUGGAGAAGAUCUAGCACCCAUUCCUUUUGGAGGAAUUUACCUGCCUGUGGAAUGCAAUAGUGCCAGCUGCUACUCCUCACCGCUCUUACUGACAUACGAUGCUGCUCAUUUUUCAGCGCUAGUUCCUGUGGCACGCAGCACAUAUGACACAAUGCCAGUGGCUAUUCCUGUUGUGGACCCAAGUAUGAACCUGUUGCCUCUGCACUUCUCUUAUGACCCUGGGAAGGAAUUUGACUGGAUGCAACCCAGUAAACAACCUUCUGAGAUCAGUCAAACUGAAGAACAUCUGAAACUCCUUAUGCAAUAUAUGGAUAUAAAGCAGCUGCCUUUCUUUUCAGACCAACCUUGUCCAGCAGAUCUGUCAACUGUCACUACUAUCCAGGGUGUAGAUGCGAGUCAUCAGUCCGACUGUGGGAAUGCUUACACAGAAAAAGUGCCACUGAUAAUUUCUUCGAAAGGGAAGGAGAGAAAGAAAGACUAUAAACCAAGCGUGGUGGCCAAGCAGUUUGGCAGUUUAGGAAAAAGUGUUGGUAAAAAGCUAAAAAACAUUGGAAAUAACCUGGCCCCAAGUAAGGCUACUGCUAAAGGAAAUGGAGGUUUUGAAGAGUGUGAGCAUGGACAUCAACAGCAAACAGUAAAUGUUGGGACUGGAUUGGCACGUAGCACCAACCUCAUCACCAUGCUUGCAACCAGUCGAGGGACACAGGAUGACCAUCUGGUCUUGUGUGCUGUACUGUCUGUUUGUCACUCUGAAGCCCAGGAAGAAAUGGUGAAAAAUUAUUUGAAGGAUGCCAAAAAACGGUUUGACAGAUGCUGUGAGCAGAAAUGUCAAAUGGGAGAAGAAUUACAGUCCAAGUUAGAAUUGUAUCCUGCAGCAAAGAGUGGACUAUGUGCUAAUGCUGGCUUUAGGUUGCAUGAAGAGAGUGGCGAGCGUCUUUCACACAUCAAUGUGCAAAAGUCUCCGAAUCUUGCAGCACAAAGGAGGCAAUUUUCUUACAAUACAUUCCCAGGCCGUAGCAAAGGCCUUCCUCCUCAUGGUGGAUCAGUAGCAGAUAAUGAUAAAGUAUACCUGUGUGGAAAGUCUAAAUUCUACACGCCACAUCCACAGACUGUGUCUGAGAAUGAUGAUACAAGAGGCCUUCUGACACCUGUGCACAGUAUGAACCGUCAGCAGUCGGUGUCAACGGGCAAUAUGGCUUUCAUUUUGCCACGGGUACAGUCUCAGCCUCUUGGCUAUGACAACAUGCAAGAUUUGAGUAUGAUUACUAGUAGCAUUUCCAGAAGUAAAUGUGCCUCAAAGGACUGUCCCUUUUAUGGUAGCAAGGAGACUCUUUCUUUGUGUUCAAAAUGCUACAAGCAGUUACUCCACCCAGAUGCUUUGAAGAAGAGCUCUAAGGUGUAACUGUAACAGCAUCCUUGGAAUAGACACAUAAUCCUCCUCAGUCUUAGCUUUUUCAAAACCCAAUCCUCACUUCCCUUGCAGAAUUCAUAUACUCCAUUAUUUUUUUAUUGCAAUGUAUCACUUAAAAAUAAAUAUACAAAUUUUUUCCAUAAAAAUUAAUCAUUGACUUUAUAAAGGAGAUAUAAUAUCCUCCACUAUAAUCAUACAGCCAAACAAAGAAAAAAAAAGGAAGAAAAACUUUACAUAUCCCUGCUGAGUGUUUCAUGGGGGGAAUCAAUUCUGUCUGGCUAUGGAAGUAUGUUUUUGUGUGUAUGUGUGUGUUUAAAUUAUGCCAGAUGGAAUUACCAUCUUUUGAUGAUCCCAUUUUUAUAACCUAAUCUUCAGUGGUUGUGGAAGAACAUGAAGGUGUCGGCAGACAACAGCUAAAAAAGCAACCCUGAUCUCUUUUGAUCAAGGUCAGUUUGAAAUUCCCCUAUUUAUGCUAUUUCAGUGUACGCAUGAACCAAAACUGAUUGCAGAGUUAGUUACCGAAACUUAGGAAGAUCCAAAAUUCAGAGAUUUAUUUAUAUGUUGAGAUAAGGGGAAGGGUACAAGAGUUUGUUUCUUAUCAAGGGGUGUAUGCUUUGAAACUGCCGGGCAAGAGUCAUGUAUUAAUGGUAGAGGCAGUGGAGCUAUCGAUAAGGCCCUCUCCCUUGAAAUACCCAGCGUACAACCAGAGACUGCUUUGUAUCAAAGGUUUUAUGUAUUGUGUGCAUGCUCACUAGUCUGCUUUAUGUUGGCUUGGAGAUAUGCCUGCUUACCUAUGGUUUUGCUGCUGCUGCAAUAUAGGAUGUGGUUUCUUGUAGGGCACUAUUAAAGCAUAAAUCUCUCAUAUAUAGCUUUUGUUCUUCCAAACCUGACCAUUGUACCUUAGUGACCCAGUCCACUGGCCGUUGUGAGCACCUAGGCUAAACAGUGGAUCUAGAGGAGAAAAUAACCACAACAAAAAUCGAUGUAUGACUCUUUUCAAUUUAUUGCUUACAGAACGCAGAUAAAUAGGAUUUCUUAAAAAUCAAUUCAUUAGAUACUAAAUCUGCAACUAUAAUGGAACUAUAGUUUGAAAGUAAAAGCACUUUUGUUAUAGAUGUCAGCAGUUUUCUCAAGAAAAUCACGAGUUACUUUUUAGAUUUGUGUUUUAUGACCUUAAUUCAACACAGUUGUGAACUAAGUUUUGAUGAUGUUAUGUGUAGAAAGUAUUGGCCAGGGUUGUUGCUUUUUAUGUCAUAUUGAUCUUAGGCAGGAACCAUUUUCUUGGGGUUUUUUGUUUUUGCUCCCAAAAUAAUUUAGUUCCUAUGAUGAAAUAAAACUAUACUAAUUGCUGAUUUGACAUUAACGUUCUAUUAAGGCUGUUUUUACUUUUAACAUCAUUAGGGUGGUGUCCUCAAGAGAGAAAAAACCAAAGUAUGAUUGCUACUUGCAAUAAUGUUUAUUCUUUUGCUAAAAUUCCAGUUUUUGUGUUUUAGAAUGUCCCAUUAAAAUCUUUUACAACAAA
Molecule: messenger RNA, 4648 nt
Organism: Pomacea canaliculata
Lineage: Eukaryota; Metazoa; Mollusca; Gastropoda; Architaenioglossa; Ampullariidae
Product: OTU domain-containing protein 7B-like
Exons: 10
Coding region: 361-3117 (918 amino acids)
Biological process (GO): protein K48-linked deubiquitination; protein K63-linked deubiquitination; protein K11-linked deubiquitination
Cellular component (GO): nucleus; cytoplasm
Molecular function (GO): cysteine-type deubiquitinase activity; DNA binding; K63-linked polyubiquitin modification-dependent protein binding
Source: RefSeq, a predicted model, not a curated record